UCUCAUGUCCAGCUGGGUUGCCUUUGAGCAGUCCAACUUCCGGGGGGAGAUGUUCAUCCUGGAGAAGGGCGAGUACCCACGAUGGGACACGUGGUCCAGCAGCUACCGCAGCGACCGGCUCAUGUCCUUCCGACCCAUCAGGAUGGACGCCCAGGAGCACAAGCUCUGCCUGUUUGAAGGUGCCAACUUCAAGGGCAACACCAUGGAGAUCCAGGAGGACGAUGUGCCCAGUCUCUGGGUCUACGGCUUCUGUGACCGCGUGGGCAGCGUGAAGGUCUCCAGCGGAACCUGGGUCGGCUAUCAGUAUCCUGGCUACCGCGGGUACCAGUAUCUCCUGGAGCCUGGUGACUUCCGGCACUGGAAUGAGUGGGGAGCCUUCCAGCCACAGAUGCAGGCUGUGCGCCGCCUGCGUGACAGACAGUGGCACCGUGAAGGCUGCUUCCCCGUCCUGGCUGCUGAGCCCCCCAAGUGAGUCUACACACCACUCUUCUCUCGUGGCCCACCCUUCCGGAGGCUCAUCUUCCCCAUGCAAAUAAAAGUUCCUGA
Physeter macrocephalus (sperm whale) is the source of this 546-nucleotide messenger RNA. It is a transcript of the gene CRYBB1, whose product is annotated as crystallin beta B1. Gene Ontology annotation, biological process: lens development in camera-type eye; visual perception. NCBI's taxonomy places the organism in Eukaryota, Metazoa, Chordata, Mammalia, Artiodactyla, Physeteridae. Bases 5 to 472 code for a protein of 155 amino acids. The record is from RefSeq and is a predicted model, not a curated record. The transcript is spliced from 3 exons. Gene Ontology annotation, molecular function: structural constituent of eye lens.